Molecule: messenger RNA, 2952 nt
Organism: Musa acuminata AAA Group (dessert banana)
Lineage: Eukaryota; Viridiplantae; Streptophyta; Magnoliopsida; Zingiberales; Musaceae
Product: putative ion channel POLLUX-like 2
Exons: 24
Coding region: 181-2775 (864 amino acids)
Biological process (GO): monoatomic ion transport
Source: RefSeq, a predicted model, not a curated record
UUUCUCACGCAGGCCCCUAUUAUCCCUAAUCCUCAAAAGAUCCUUCGUUCCCUUCCUCGUCGCCGCCCGCCCCUGCUGCUCCGCUCGUCGCCGCGAGAUCCGCCCUUUCCCAUCCCACUGCGAGUCUCUCGCGACGCUCGCCGCUGCCCCUUGUGCCACCGGCUACAGAAAUGCAGCCCAAUGUCUGCGUCUCCGCCGCCCCACGAAGCAGAGGAAGGGAGGGGGGUGACCUACGGCGGGGCCGACGCCUCCUCAAUCGGUUCGCCGCCAUUGAUCUCCAUUCCUGCUUCGCCCAGGAAUUCUCUCCAUUUUCAAUGUCAUUGCACACAAUCCUCAGUGACAUGUGCCAGCUAUUUACAAAAGUACUCUUCAGGAAAAACAAUGGCCAAGUCAGCAACAAGAUUGGAUAACAUACGGACUCUCAGUUUGCACAUCUUGCGUUUUAGAUCACUCAUCACCAACUCUGCAAAUAACACUAGCAAGAAUAUCAUCUUUGAUAAAAACUAUAUUGUUUUUCAAGUUAAAGUACUUUUACGCUGCGUAUCAUUCUACUUUUUGUCCAGAUUGGCAUGGUCAAAUACUAUUCAUUUAGUAUUGAGGACAAUUUGUACAUUACCAUGGAGUGGCAGUACCUUGCCUUUUGCUUGUUUGUCCAACUCUAGCUCUAUAAACAAACCCAUUCCUCUUCAGUUAAACGUAUCUUUUCCAUCAUUCCAAGAACUUAAAUGGAGUAUUGCUCGACUUUAUUAUUUAUUCAACAUCCAGCUUGAACGAAAUAUUGGCAUGUUUUUUGUGGUAUUACUCGUGGCAUGUUUCUCAUUCGUUAUGAUUGGAGGCAUCCUAUUCUACAAAUUCAGGAACAAGGAUCAGUCUUUGGAAGAUUGUUUUUGGGAAGCUUGGGCAUGCCUUUGUACAUCUUCUACUCAUUUAAGACAAAAAACUCGUGUUGAACGUAUUCUUGGUCUUGUCCUUACUAUUUGGGGAAUAUUAUUCUAUUCCCGAUUAUUAAGUACAAUGACUGAACAGUUUCGAAACAACAUGCAAAAGAUUAGAGAAGGAGCACAGUUGCAAGUUAUGGAAAAGGAUCAUAUUAUUAUCUGUGGAGUAAACAGUCAUCUGACUUUUAUACUAAAGCAGCUUAAUAAAUUUCAUGAGUCAGCCAUUCACUUAGGUACAGCCACAGUGAGGAAGCAAAGAAUUCUUCUGUUGUCUGACCUUCCAAGGAAGCAGAUAGAAAAACUCGGUGAUAGCAUCACCAAAGAUUUGGACCAUAUUGAUCUCCUGACUAAAAGUUGCAGUCUAAGCUUGACAAAAUCUUUUGAAAGAGCAGCAGUAGACAAGGCACGUUCCUUGAUUAUUUUGCCAACGAAGAAUGAUCGGUAUGAAGUUGACACAGAUGCAUUUCUCUCAUUGAUAGCUCUUCAGCCUCUUCCCAAUGUGGCAUCUGUCCCUACCAUAGUGGAGGCUUCCAGCUCUACUACAUCUGAACUUCUUAAGUCAAUCACAGGCCUGAAUGUGCAGCCAGUUGAGAUGGUUGCUUCCAAAUUAUUUGUUCAGUGUUCUCGGCAAAAGGGUCUCCUCAAAGUUUACAGACACUUGCUUAAUUAUCGAAAAAAUGUGUUCAACCUUUGUAGCUUUUCAUGUCUAAUAGACUCCAAGUACAAGUAUGCAAGACAAGCCAUCCAGGAGGCAGUGGUGUGUGGCCUCUUUAGAUCUGGAAAAAUAUAUUUUCACCCAAAUGAUGAUGAAGUGAUUACACAAACAGACAAACUGCUUCUUAUAGCUCCUGUUUAUGGGAAAAAAAUGCCACAAAUGUUGCUCCCGGAUGCAUCAAAUUUGCAGCAUACUUCAAAUUAUCAAAAUCUAGAAUGCUCAGAAACUGAAGUUUGCUUUGACACCAAGAUUAGGAAAUCAAGGCUCGAAAAUAUAGUAAAACGCCCUUCAAAAUCAAGUUCCAAGACUAGUGAUUGGCAUCUUGGACCACAAGAGUGCAUAUUCAUGAUUGGAUGGCGACCAAGAGUUGCUGAUAUGAUUCGAGAAUAUGAUUAUUACCUUGGACCUGGUAGUACAUUGGAAAUAUUGUCAGAAGCUUCCAUCAGUGAAAGGAACAGUAUAGUGAACCCUGUGCUCCAAAGCCAAUUAAAGAAUGUCAAAGUUUCUCACAGGAUGGGCAAUCCCAUGUAUUAUGAAACACUGAAGGAAGCUAUAUUAAAUAUUAGGAAUUCUUCGUUGAAGGGGGGUGAUGUCCCUCUAUCAAUUGUUGUGAUAUCUGACAAAGAAUGGCUUGCUGGAGAUCCAUCCCAAGCAGAUAAACAAACAACUUAUUCCCUUCUUCUUGCUGAAAUUAUUUGCAAAAAACAUGGGAUAAAGGUGGAAAACCUAGUUGCUGAAAUUGUUGAUACAAGACUUGGGAAACAAAUUUCAAGAAUAAGACCAUCCCUUUCAUUUAUUGGUGCUGAGGAAGUGAUGAGCCUUGUAACUGCUCAAGUGACAGAAAGCGCUGAGCUGAAUGAGGUUUGGAAAGACAUCCUUAAUGCUGAAGGAGAUGAGAUAUAUCUGAAGGAUAUAAGCUUCUACAUGAAGGAGGGUGAGACGCCAUCUUUCUUGGAGCUAUCUGAAAGAGCAAUCCUACGCCGAGAAGUUGCAAUAGGUUAUGUGAAAGGAAACAAGCAGGUUAUAAAUCCAAGAAACAAGACGGAACCUCUUUUCCUGGAGAAGACAGAUUUGCUUAUUGUAAUCUCCGAGCUUGAAGGCAAACAACCGCUCAUUGUGUAAAACGUUUUUUUUUCUUUGGAGUAUAUAUUAUAUGGCAGUGAAGUUGGAAGAUCUUCUGUUCAUGGUCGUCGUGGUGGGUUGUUAUGUGCAAGGAUGAUCGUCCACCUUUUGUGGCAAUCAAAAGUAUCAAUAUAGAAAUACAAAUCUGUGCUCUGAAAUCCGUGAGCAUUCUGGUUA